AUGGGAACGGUUUCCCGAGGAGCCGCGCGAGGAAGCGCCGAACCCAAAAUGGAGGAGGAGGCCUCAGACAUUAGUGAGGAUGAAAUGAGAGAGGAACCGUUAGUGAGCGAGAGCUCCAGAACGGCGGGACACGUGCUCGGGAGGGUUGAUAAUGAUGCCCAGAGCCCAGCUUCGGCGAUGAAGGCCCAGGGAUCAGAAACCCCUUUCUACCCACCAAAGAUGGUCCCGAAAGGGACGGAAAUUUGGCCUUUGGCACUUUCUAGAACAGCGGCUGAUAUGAGCGUCAAGGACGUCGUUUAUGACGCGGUGGUAAAGGCGAUGGUCAGCGAUGCCCCGAAGGACGAUGAAUUCUACCGGCGGCUCGGGAAGACAGUAGCAGACGUGGUGAAAGGAGAGCACCGGGAAGCGCACGCCAACGAGUGCGAUCAUCGUCUGUCGGCGGCGAUGAGAGAGCUGGUCGAAUGGGCCGUCGCAAAGUAA
Messenger RNA from Caenorhabditis bovis, 480 nucleotides. The record is from the annotation of a GenBank genome assembly. NCBI's taxonomy places the organism in Eukaryota, Metazoa, Nematoda, Chromadorea, Rhabditida, Rhabditidae.